Messenger RNA from Aspergillus aculeatinus CBS 121060, 7008 nucleotides. Its product is annotated as type I polyketide synthase. The coding region runs from base 25 to 6963 and encodes 2312 amino acids. Gene Ontology annotation, molecular function: oxidoreductase activity; fatty acid synthase activity; 3-oxoacyl-[acyl-carrier-protein] synthase activity. Gene Ontology annotation, biological process: fatty acid biosynthetic process; secondary metabolite biosynthetic process. NCBI's taxonomy places the organism in Eukaryota, Fungi, Ascomycota, Eurotiomycetes, Eurotiales, Aspergillaceae. The transcript has 9 exons. The record is from RefSeq and is a predicted model, not a curated record.
AAUGACCCCGUGGUAAUUGUCGGCAUGGCUUGUCGACUGCCCGGGGGGGUGUCCUCGCCUACCGACUUUUGGGAGAUGCUGAUCAACGAACGCUCGGGUCAAUGCAAUGUACCAAAGACCCGAUUCAAUGCAGACGGGUUCUUCCAUCCCGAGGGUGAUCGUGCUGGGGUGAUGAACACCCGCGGAGGUUAUUUUCUGCAGGAGGAUGUGCGCCAGUUUGAGAACUCCUUCUUUGGGAUCAACAACCUGGAGGCAACAUACAUGGAUCCACAGCAACGAAAGUUGCUAGAGGUGGUCUACGAAUGCUUCGAAAGCGCCGGAGUAUCGCUGCAACAGGCGGCCGGGGCCGACAUUGGAGUCUAUGUCGGCAACUUCACGGUGGACUUCCAAACCAUGCAAGCCCGAGAUCCCGAGGCCUUGCACCGGUACAGUGCCACGGGCUCAGGGACGGCAAUCUUGUCGAAUCGACUAAGUUAUAUCUUCGAUCUUCGUGGUCCUAGUUUCACACUCGAUACGGCAUGCUCAUCGUCCAUCUAUUGUCUCCACAGUGCAGUCACUGCGAUCAAGGCGGGCGAAUGCGAAGGCGCGGUGGUGGCUGGGGCUAACUUGAUUAUGGGCCCGGAGCAGCAUCUCGGUACCAUGAAGGGAGGGGUCUUGUCCCCAACCUCCACCUGCCAUACCUUUGAUGCCAGCGCUGACGGCUACGGACGUGCCGAGGGUGUCAGUGCCCUGUAUAUCAAACGCUUGUCGGCUGCCCUGAGAGAUGGUGAUCCCAUCCGUGCGGUCAUCCGCGGCAGUGCGGUCAAUGCAAAUGGCAAAACCUCGGGGAUCACUCAGCCCAGUAUUGCGGGACAGGCCGAAGUUAUCCGCAAAGCCUACCGCGUGGCUGGGAUUGAUGCACAAGACACCGAGUACGUCGAGUGCCACGGCACGGGCACUGCAGUCGGCGACCCCAUGGAGGUGGAGGGUCUGAGUCGAGUUUUCGUGCGCAAAGGAAGGUCACCUUUGCUCAUUGGUGCUAAUAAAACCAAUGUCGGCCACAGCGAGGCAGCCAGUGGGAUCACCGCCGUGAUCAAGGCGGUCCUUGCUUUUAAGCACAAAGCUAUUCCUGCCACCAUUGGCGUGGUCAACUUGAAUCCAAAGUUGAAAUUGGAUGAGUGGAAUAUGAAGAUUGUGACUAGGCUGACCGACUGGUCCUCGAAUGUGCGCCGUGUCAGUAUUAACUCUUUUGGCUAUGGGGGUGCUAACGCCCACACGAUUCUGGAAGAUCCAAUUCAAUACCUGUCAUCCAUCCACAAAUUGCCGCAGUCUCUAGGCGACAAGCCACUUCCCGACACGACCUUUUUACUUCCGCUGUCUGCCUCAACCUCUGAGGCUCUGGAUGCCCGGGUAGUCGACUUGGGCCACUACAUCCAGAAUGCCAACGAGAUAGACUUUGUCAGUCUGGCACAUACUCUGGCGAACCGCCGUUCCAAGCUCUCUCGGCGAGGAUACAUUCUUGCCAGUUCGGCAACAGCCAAGACCGAUCUCACCGUGGGGAAUCUGGUCUCAACUGCUCUCCCGGGCCGUGACCUCGUCUUCGUUUUCACAGGCCAGGGUGCUCAGUGGGCCGAGAUGGGUCGCCAGCUGCUGGAGAAGAGUUACGUCUACCGCAAGACCAUUGAAGAGUUCGAUAAUGUGCUCCAAAGUCUGCCCGAGGCGCCUGAGUGGUCGAUCAGGGAUGCGCUCCUGGAAUCUGCGCCUCACAGUCGGGUGGGCGAUGCGAGAUUUUCCCAACCGUUGUGUACUGCCGUCCAGAUCGGACUCGUCAAGCUGUUGGCCUCGUGGGGAAUCCACCCUCAGAUGGUCGCUGGCCACUCGUCGGGCGAGAUUGCGGCUGCAUUUGCCGCGGGCUUGCUGAGUGAGGCCCAGGCUAUCAUGGUUGCCUAUUAUCGAGGUUAUGUGGUCGGACAGCUGCGGUCUCAGGGCUCCAUGAUGGCGUUCGGGGGCAGUGUUGAAGAUGCCCAGCAGUUGAUUCAGAAGCUAUCGCUGCAAGAAGAAGUAGUUGUUGCCUGUGUCAACUCGCCUGAGAGUGUAACGCUUUCGGGCAGCGUCUCCGGCAUCGAUUCCCUUUUACAGGCUGCCUCGCAGAUGGGAAAGUUCGCUCGGAAGUUACAGACUGGUGGCAAGGCCUACCAUUCGUACAUGAUGCAGGAGGUUGGGGAACAAUACAGUCGCCUCAUUGAGGCCGCCUGGCCAGCCCUUCCGGCCAACGCCAGUGAGCGCGAGGUGCGAUUCUUCUCCAGUGUGGGCAUUGAUGGCCCCAAUUGGUACAGCAGCAAAACCAGCAAGACCCUGCCGCUGAGCUACUGGCGCCAGAACCUUGAAAGUCCCGUUCAGUUCACAGCUGCCAUCACCCGCAUCCUGGAGGAGAAGGGAAAGUCUCAUCUGAUCGAGAUUGGGCCGCACUCCGCCCUGCAGUUGCCCAUCAAGCAGAUCCGCAACUUCCUGGCCCAGUCCGUGGAUGAUGUCCCAUAUAGUGCGACCCUGGUCCGUGACAAAGAUGCCAUCUCUUGUCUGCGAGUCCUUGCGGGGGAGCUGUAUCUCCGCGGACACGAUCUGGACAUCAUGGCUGUCAAUGACGCUGCACCUGCCACCGCCAGAGUUAUCCCAGAUCUUCCCCGGUACCACUGGAGCUAUACACAGCUACUGUGGCGGGAGUCCAGACUCAGUAGCGAUCUUCGUAACCGACAGCAUCCGCGUCAUGAGUUGUUGGGAUCGGAGAUGGCUGCGCUGAACGGGAUUGACCGGGUGUGGAAGAAUACAGUGAGGCUAUCCGAGGUGCCCUGGCUGGAGGACCACAAGCUGGAAAGUCAGGUUGUCUUUCCGGCCGCGGGCUAUAUCGCCAUGGCAAUCGAAGCGCUGUCUCAGAUUACCGGGGCUGUGGUACCGAGUCCCUCCUUUUCAUUGCGCAAUGUCAACAUCGCGACUGCGUUGGUCAUAUACGCCGACGAACAGCAACAGGCCGGUCUCUAUACUACCGUCUCCCCGGCUCGCAUCUCCAAGGCGGCUGCCUCCAGCAACUGGUAUGAAUUUAGCAUCUCGUCCCGCCAGGAGCAAAGCACGGUGUUGCAUUGCACUGGCCGCAUCAGGCUGGGAACUGAUGCCCCUGCGCCUACGGUUACAGUUAACACCGUUGACUAUGAGGAAUGGACGAUGGGGUCCUGGUAUGCUAAACUGGCCGAGGAAGGGCUCGCAUUCGGGCCCGCCUUUCAGUCCUUGACAUCUAUGAAGACGGAUAAGAGGCGAGUCAACCCAGCUGCGGUGUCCAAAACCGCCAUUCUGCAGCGCAGGGGUCGAUCGUCGGGCUAUCCUGGUGACUAUUAUACCGUUCAUCCCCUCACUAUUGAUGCCUGUUUGCAGGCCGCUAUCAUGGGUGGCACAGCGGGAAAUCUCGGACAGCUUCGUGCCCACCUACCUGUAUUCCUCGACCAUUGCGAGAUCAGCACCCCAGUCAGCGAGAGUGUGAACUCGACCGGAUUGAUCCAUACCGAGUCCCAGAGCACUGGCUUUGGUACGAAGACUAUUGACGCCACAUUGAACGAUGACUCCGGCUCUGCGGUGAUCAAUCUGCGGGGAGUUCGCUUAUCCCUGUACAUGGGACGCCCCGAGCUUGAGCACUCUUCCUCCCUAGCUCGUCACCCCUGUUUGCGUGUCGUAUGGAAACCUGAUCUGUUGCGGGUGACCGCAGACGACGAAAUUCCAUUCCGAAACUACAUCACCCACUUCCUCCACAGCCACCCUGAUUUGGCGGACAACACCAAGGUUGGCGUGGUGGCCGCCCUGCUAGAUCUCGCUGCGCACAAGAACCCACGCCUACGCGUGUUGGAGCUUGGCAAUGGAUGCGACUGCAAGACACGCGAGUGGCAGGAUAUCCUCGACCAAAAGACGGAUUUUCCCCGGAUUCGAGAGUGGAGGACGGCGGACGGCGGGGAGGUCGAUGGGAAGUACGACGUGGUUCUGCUCCCUCACGACGCCGGAGGCCGAUCUAUGGCCCAGGUCAACCACUUGCUCAGCCUAGUGGAGAGUAAUGGCAUACUUGUGGCGCGAACAGGGUCUCUCACAUCAGCUCAGCUGAGGGGCCGUGAUUAUACAGUGUUAAACCUGCAAUUCGGCAUCACUCUCGUCGUUCCUUCUCAGCCGCUGCGCACAUCUCACAACCGGUUGGUUCUGCUGCAUCAGCACGCUUUGAAGAUCGCCGAUGUCUUCAAACAAUUCUUUGGGUCUGAGAACCUGGUUGUUGCCUCCCUGGAUGACGUGACGGUGGAGAUGAUGUCGCGGGCAACGGUCAUCUCUCUACUCGAGCUGGAGACCCCGUUUCUGCCCACCAUGACCCCGGAGCAGAUGACCAAAUUCAAGAUUGUGACGGAUAAUGCCCAUGAGAUCAUUUGGCUGACCGGAACUGCUACCAUGACGGGCGAGGCACCAGAUCUCUCUCUGUCUGGUGGUCUCUCACGAGCGCUCAUGCUGGAACAGCCGGCACUUCGCUUUGUGACCUUCGAUGUAGGUCGGUUAACGGAUCAUGCAAGCCGUCUGGAUGUCUGCGGCAAGGUCCAGAACAUUCUUCGCACCGACGAGCUGGCGGAGGACAAGGAAUUUGUCUGGCACAACGGCCUCGUGCAUGUGAGUCGAUUCGUGCCUGAAACCACACUCAACGAUCUCUUCCGGAAGAGGGAAUCAGCCGAGAUCGACACCAUGACGCUUGAAGAGGCAUCCCCGGCUCGUCUGGCAAUUGAGCGCGUGGGAAUCACGGACUCGAUCUACUUCCAGCGACUGGCGGACAGCCCCACGGUGAUACCGGCGGGCCAGGUCGAAAUCGAGGUCAAGGCUGUCAGCUUGAACGCCAAAGACAUCUACACUCUCUCUGGCAAGGUGGAGACUCGCAAAGGCACCGCAGCCAUUGAGUUCAGUGGCAUUGUUCGCAAUGUGGCCUCGGAUGUCACUCAUCUUGCGGCAGGCGAUCGUGUCGUCGUACUCGCACCCAACACCUUUAGUACGGUAGAACGCGUGCCGGCAUGGGCAUGUCAAAAGAUGCUUCCCCAGGAGAGCUUUGAUGUGAUGCCCACACUACCUGUUAUCUACGGGACCGCCCUAUAUGCUCUUGACGACCGCGCCCAUCUUCGUGCGGGUGAGAGCAUCCUGGUGCACUCCGGCGCCGGUGCCUUCGGAGCCGCUACCAUUGCGGUUGCCAUGCAACGCGGCGCCACGGUAUAUGCCACCGUCAGUACUGAAGAGAAGAAGGAUUACCUUGUCUCCGAACUGGGGGUACCCCGGGAGAACAUUUUCAACUCGCGCGAUGAUUCAUUCGUGGCCGGGGUGCUGAAGGCCACUGGCGGACGCGGCGUGGACGUGAUUGUCAACUCCCUGACUGGGGACCUCCUUCACGCCACCUGGCAAUGCUGUGCCAACUUUGGUCGUUUCGUCGAGGUAGGGAAGCGCGAUAUUAUUGAUGCUGGGAACCUCGACAUGCGCAUGUUCCUACGCAAUGCCACCUUUACCGCAUUCGACUUGACCGAACUCUUCUAUCACCAAGAUGAGCACUACCGGAACAUUUGGACUACCAAAUUUGCGGAAGCGUUGGAGCUCUAUCGCUGCGGCGCGGUCAAGCCUGUUCCCAUCACCACCUUCGACGUCAGCGAGAUCAGCCAGGCAUACCGCUUCUUUUCGACCAAAGGGCGCAUCGGCAAGGUCGUGGUCUCCUUACAGAAUCCCUCCAGUGUGAUCCGUGUGGCUCAUGCCCGUCACCUCACCACCUUCGACGCGAACAAAUCGUAUCUGCUCGUGGGUUGCCUGGGUGGUUUGGGCCGGAGCCUCAGUCGGUGGAUGUUCGAGCGCGGCGCUCGUCAUUUCACUUUUCUGGGCCGGUCUGGAUGUGAUAAGCCGGCCGCACGCGAUCUCGUUGCUGGCCUGGAGGCAGCCGGGGCAACUGUUCAAGUCGUGUGGGGUGAUAUCAUCAACGCUGAGGACGUGCAGGCGGCGGUCGAGGCGUGCAUUCGACCCAUCGGGGGAGUCAUUCAGGCGGCGAUGGGGCUGAGCGAGGCGCUCUUUUCGACCAUGACUCCCAAGGCCUGGCACACGGGCAUCCAGCCCAAAUGGCAGGGAACCUGGAACCUCCAUCAUGCUCUGGAGGCCCACGGCGACGCUGCGCUGGACUUCUUCCUUCUCACCUCAUCCGUGUCGGGUAGUGUGGGCACCGCCACCGAGUCCAACUAUUGCUCUGCCAACGGCUUCCUGGAUGCCUUCGCCCGCUACAGGCGCGGCCUCGGCAAGCCCAUCGUCUCCGUUGGUCUGGGCAUGAUCUCCGAGGUUGGUUAUUUGCAUGAGAACCCAGAGAUCGAGGCCCUCUUGUUGCGCAAGGGCAUUCAGCCCCUCAAUGAAGCCGAGCUCAUCCAGGUCAUCGAUCUUGCCCUAGCCCACACAGCAGCCACCGGGCUAACCUCGAAGGCGCCGGGUCUGGACUACGACCCCUUGGCGGCUUCCCACAUUCUCACUGGCCUUGAACCGCACGGAAUUCGUCAACUGCUCGACCGCGGCUUCGAUGUCAACAACGGGACGAUGCAGGAUCCCCGCGCUGUUCUUCUAUCUGCCUCCCUGGAUGCCCCCUCCGCCUCGACGUCCGCCAAUGCAGCCUCUGUCAGCACCACCAUGGCGACCACUCCCGAGAUGGCCACUGCGGCGACUCUGAAUGCCGCCAUUCUCCUCCUGGUCCGCAAGCGUUUUUCCAAUCUGCUGCUGAUGGAUCUGGAUAAGAUUGUCCCAGAUAAGCCCAUCACUUCGUAUGGAAUGGACAGCAUGAUCGCCUCCGAGUUCCGCUCCUGGUUCUACAGUGUGUUCAAGGUAGAUAUUCCAUUCCUGGAGGUGCUGAAUGAUACCUCAUCCUUGCAGAGCUUGUCCAACGCGGUGGAGAGCAAGCUGGUGGUUUGAUUGGGAUGUGUUUGUGUUUUCGUUCGUCAUUCUGUAGGUCUGUAG